Eremothecium cymbalariae DBVPG#7215 is the source of this 945-nucleotide messenger RNA. RefSeq names its product cationic amino acid transporter (gene YPQ1). Bases 1 to 945 code for a protein of 314 amino acids. NCBI's taxonomy places the organism in Eukaryota, Fungi, Ascomycota, Saccharomycetes, Saccharomycetales, Saccharomycetaceae. Gene Ontology annotation, cellular component: fungal-type vacuole membrane. Gene Ontology annotation, biological process: basic amino acid transmembrane export from vacuole. The record is from RefSeq and is a predicted model, not a curated record. The transcript has a single exon.
AUGCGGCUGCCACCUAUCGUUUUGAAUUCACAGACAAUAUCUGGGAUUACUGGUUCUAUAUCUAUUGCUUGUUGGGUUGUCGUAUUCGUACCGCAGAUUUACGAGAAUUUUCGUCGCAAGUCUGCAGAUGGGCUGUCCUUACUAUUUGUUAUUUUAUGGUUGGCGGGGGAUAUAUUUAAUUUGCUAGGUGCCGUUUUGCAGCAUUUAUUACCGACUAUGAUUGUUUUAGCGACAUACUAUACACUUGCAGAUAUAGUACUUUUGGUGCAAUGUUUUGUGUAUGAAAAGAAGGGCGAUGUGGAUCCAGUGCAUUUAUCUCCGGCAAAUCCAAUGAAUGAGAAUGUAUUACAAGAUGUUUUCAAUGAACGCCAAUCUUUAUUGACAGAAAAUGGUUUACCAAGAAGCAGACAGUCUAUUGAAUUAUCAACCCGUGAACAGAUUACCGAUCUUUUGAAAUCGCCGGUUCCAUCAAUAACAGAAGUUAGCAAAGAUAAAAGAAUAAGAAAGGAUAUCCUUAAAGUCCUACUUGUUCUGAGUGUUGUUUUGUCCGGAGUGUUGUGGUGGUACAUUUCAUAUGCGAUACACUAUGGGUCGCCAGCUUCACGUCCUAAUUUGUCCAUCAAUUUGGUUGGGCAAGCCUUUGGAUACCUCUCUGCUGCUUUAUAUUUGAGCUCCCGUGUGCCCCAGGUCUUACUAAACUUUAAAAGAAAGUCUUGUGAGGGAAUUUCCUUUCUAUUUUUUCUAUUUGCAUGUUUAGGUAAUAUCACUUAUAUCAUAUCUGUUCUCAGCAUUUCUAUUAAGGCACGGUAUUUGCUGGUAAAUGCUUCUUGGCUAAUUGGAAGUAGUGGUACACUUCUACUGGAUUUCCUCAUAUUUGUUCAAUUUUUCGUUUACCGUAAUAGUCCAAUUGAUGGCGACUCGGCAUUGAUGCAAAGCUCGGCCUAG